Phodopus roborovskii (desert hamster) is the source of this 618-nucleotide messenger RNA. RefSeq lists its product as uncharacterized. The transcript has 4 exons. The record is from RefSeq and is a predicted model, not a curated record. Lineage: Eukaryota; Metazoa; Chordata; Mammalia; Rodentia; Cricetidae. Bases 1 to 618 code for a protein of 205 amino acids.
AUGGAAACAGUCAACAACAAUCCUUCAUUCAUAAAUGUCAUUCAGGAGUCAUCGAAAAAUUAUGCCCAGCCUGACAUCCUGUGUCACACAUUUGACUUUCUCUCUAACCUUCACAAGUUGCUCCCAAAUCAUUUGGUGGAAGUGCUUCAUUCCUACAGAAGUGAAAGUGACAAAAUCAAAUGUGAGAAUUGUGAAUUCUCUGGCUUGGAAAAGAUCUUAGCAAGGCAUCAGUUGCCAAAAGAGGUUAGUCUGACUCCGAAGCCAAGCAAAAUGCCCUUGUGGAAAAGAAAAAAUAUCAACAAUAGAAGUGGCAACUGGAAGAAAUGUCACACAUGGAAGAAAAACACAUAUGAGCCACCCAUGUGCACAAUUGUUGCCAGGUGGGCAAAAAAGAACAUGAAACCCACAGAGGACCUCAAGUCAGUGAUCCAAAGACUGUCCACACUAGGCCCAAUUAUCUCAGUCACUCCUUGUGGACGACAAAGUGCAAUCGUGGUGUUCAAAGAUACCAGCUCAGCUUGUAAGGCUGUGAGUGCUUUUAGUGCCAUAUCCGCAGACUCGAUGUUUCAGUGUUCAUGGCAGCAUCGAUUCAUGACAAAGAAAACGGAUUUUGGCUAG